AUGAAUUUAGUCCAAGCACAGGAAGCAGUGGAAGAGUUGUUGGAAUGUACAAUCUGUAUGAAUCCUCACGAGGCAUCUGGUCCCAGGACACCAAAGAUGCUCCCUUGCCAACAUGUAUUUUGCUUGGAUUGUAUAAAAAAUAUUGCCGAAAGAAGGCGUCUGGUUUGUCCAACAUGUCGAACGGUCCACUACAAAGCCAUUGAUGACAUUCCAAACAGUUUGAUUCUCAUUCAACUCCUGGGAAGACAAGGAAGAUGUGAAAGAAAAUGUGAGAUUUGUCACGGACAGAAAGAUGACCCGAGAAGUUAUUGCAAGAAAUGUAUUGAUGAGAUUGUAAACAGAGAACUUGCUAAAGCGAUAUCAUUGACACAGUCUUAUGAAAGUGAUCCAACAAGAAGAAGAGUGCCAGCACAAAAGCCGACUGAGGCAGCAAACUCGGCAACUAACCCACAACCGCAGGGUAAUCCAGAGCUUGCAAGGCAAGUUCCAAAUGGAAUUAACUUGAACAGAGUCGCUGCUUUUAUUGAUAGAUAUUUCUUCAUAUUAAUGGGGUAUUCAUGA
Messenger RNA from Styela clava, 561 nucleotides. The record is from RefSeq and is a predicted model, not a curated record. Lineage: Eukaryota; Metazoa; Chordata; Ascidiacea; Stolidobranchia; Styelidae.